UAACCUAAAGUUAGCUUUUAAUUUCUAGUAAACGCAUUUAGACAUCAAAAUUCAUAAAAGUUGUGUUAAUCUUGUUGGGCAAAACAUUUGUUAAACACAGAGCUUAUUUUUGCGAUAAUUUAAAAGUCUAUGGAAGAAGAAUCGGCUUGACGAGCGCAACUUGAACUUCCGGGUUGGCCUACAAAAAUACGUCAUCCCGCGUCACUCAAUGGAGUGCAUGCAUGAGUUCAGAUUGACUUUAACCACAACGAGCAUGUAACGUUGAUAAAAUACAGUACCUCCAGCAUCUACCGUGAUGUAUGUGACCACCUUCCUGCGGUAUAUGAGGUUUGGUGGUGGAUUUUCUCUUCAGAUUGUUCAGAGGAGGAAUCUCUCUGGAGCAGAUGCCAUUAAUGCUCUGCGACCAUUUUACUUUGCUGUGCACCCUGAUUUGUUUGGCCAGCAUCCAAGAGAGAGAGAAGUGAAUGAAAACUCCCUCAAAAGGCUAAAUGGUUAUCUGGAAAAUCUUCAGAAGCCCGGGGUGAGGUCUCCCAAACCCACGCACCUCACUUUUUAUGUUAGGGACACAAAGGAAAGAACAGAAUCCAAUGACAGUUUGCAAGUUUCAGGAUUUCGUAUAGUGAGCUUCACCCUGCAGUCUAAGGAUGUUUUAAACACGGUGCUGGACGUUCUGAAGUCCUGUAGUCUCUCUGUCGAGCAUAUUCAAGAGAUGAAACAGAGCUCAACAGCACAGCCUGAACCUUCUUUCUAUCGGCCCAUCAAAUGGGACAAGACUUACUACACUUUCACAGGCUUCAGAGAUCCAGAACAGGAGCUAGAACAAGCCAACAAAGUGGAGCCAACACUCAGUUUAUGGCUGAAGAACAAUGAGCCAGAGGCCACAAAGAAACAAAACGCCAGCGUGCCACGCCGUGAGGAGCUAAAGAGACUUAAAAGAGAACUGAUCCAUAAACUUGGCCUGCUGGACAUCAGAUGGCAGCGUAAAUGGGGAGUUGCACACAAAUGCGGUCAGCUUCAGAGUCUGAGUCGUCUUUCCACGCAGAGCCCUGAAGCUCUGCACAACCUGAGAGGACACAUAAUAGUUUUUACUGACCAAUCAGGAAUGAACGCCUCAGGUCAUGUGAUGUUAGGAACAACAGACGUCCACCAUCAGUGGGCAAAGCUCUUUGAAAGAUUACCCAGUUACCACAGUCUGUUACAGCAGUCGGAUUGGUUGAAGGAGCGCAUCAGUCACCUGUUGGGUGGGAUUCUAGUGAUACACAUCGAACGGUUGGGCCCAGCUUUGCCCCUGGAGGAACAUUACAGCACCCUUAACACCUUUCACAAGAGACUAUUGCUCAAACGCCUCUCCGUGCAUCCACGCAGCCUGCAGGGCCUCACCUUGACUCUGGAGAAUGACCGCUCCACCCCCUGCCUCCAUGAGAUGGGGCACUUCAUCAUCCCCACCAUGUGUGACAUCUUACAGCUGCAGAACUUCCUUCAGAGUCAGGCACAGGAGGCUCGCAGACGCACCAGACGCAAAAACCUGUUGGAGGCUGAGGAAGAGGACAUCAUAUCAAGCUGUCUCCAGGAUCUGUCCUUGCGCAGUCUGUCGAAAGAGCCCAGCGUAUCGAGCAGUCAGAUGAUUCCCUGCUGCAGACGUCUGAUGGAGGAAAAAUCUCCUCAGAUGCAAGGCCUUCAUCUCUGCGUUUCACACUUUUAUUCUGUCAUGCAGGACGGCGAUCUGUGUAUACCCUGGGACUGGAAAGGCUGAAACAAACUGGAUCAGUUUGGAUUAAGUGUUACUGGUUUUCUACAAUAGUGUCGUAACCUGUGCCUCUCAGGCCAAUGUAGAGUUUUUGGAAACUGUAUAGGUGAUUAUUAAUGCACUUUGGUCCUAAAAUACUAGCACAUAUAUUUUUGUGCUUUAUAAACAAUGGUUCCCAGUGAAGUGAUGCUACAGGUUGGUACAAAAUGGGAAUUGUGCACUGCCAACCUUAUGUAUUAUGCAUAUAUGUAUGUAUGUUCAACAAAAACACUAUUGAUGCAAAGUCAUUUCUGUUUUAAAGUGUAAAACCAAUAAGCAUAUUUAUUGAAAAACAAGAAAAUAGGGUCCGUGUUUUCAUCGCAAUGUCUAAGGCAUUUGUAGAAAAAUGGCUACUAUUAAGGAUACUAAUGGGGUUUACCUUCGCCUUUACACGAUCACUAAUAAAACGCAUUUUUUAAAUCAUAUUCGUGGUAGAUUACCAUACAGUGUUGGAGCUUUUUAAUAUUGAACAUUAUUUGUUCGGUUCUAGUUUUCAAAGUGGUGCUGGAUUGGUACUAGUCUACAUAAAUAAAAGGUUUAUCAGGUUUUUAAUGGUCCAGCUGAAGUUCAAAAAGCAAGUAUUCAAAAAAGCAUUUUUAUCCUAGAUUGUAAUAAAAGGAUAUCAUUGUUGUGAUCUAUGGGUGUCUAAGGAUUCAGGAAUGGCAUAUGUUCUCUUCAGAUCUAGUAUACUGUAUUUACAUUAUCAAUCUUAAAUGCUUUUAGGUGAAGAUUGCAGUGUAUUUAUGUUGUUUUGCUGCUAAAUUAAAAGUUUAUGGGUGUCUGUCUGUAUGUUUAGUUUGAAUUAUUUGAUUUACAAAGUUUUUGUUAUGACAAAUAGUAUCAUGAUUUUUCCUUUGUAACAAUUAUGAGUAAAUGUAAUGUUGAAUUGCAUCAUGUAUAAAUAAACUAAUACUAUUUUA
This is a messenger RNA of Misgurnus anguillicaudatus (oriental weatherfish), 2706 nucleotides long. RefSeq names its product T cell activation inhibitor, mitochondrial (gene tcaim). Gene Ontology annotation, cellular component: mitochondrion. The record is from RefSeq and is a predicted model, not a curated record. Lineage: Eukaryota; Metazoa; Chordata; Actinopteri; Cypriniformes; Cobitidae.